GCACCCCCCUCUAAAAUCCGUCCACCCCGGACCUCCUCGGCGCCUCGCGUCCCCUUUCCCCCUCCGCAAGAAAGAAAGCGAAGCAGCUCCGCCUCCGCCUCCACCCCCACCCCCACCACAAACUCAGGCUCGCUCGCCGACGACCGCCUCCGACCCCGCGCCAUGUACCGCGCGGCAGCCAGCCUCGCCUCCAAGGCGCGGCAAGCCGGGAGCAGCGCCGCCGCACGCCAGGUUGGGAGCAGGCUUGGCUGGAGCAGAAACUAUGCUGCCAAGGAUAUCAGGUUUGGCGUUGAGGCCCGUGCUCUGAUGCUGAGGGGUGUUGAAGAAUUGGCUGAUGCAGUCAAAGUGACGAUGGGUCCUAAGGGUCGCAAUGUGGUUAUUGAACAAAGCUUUGGUGCACCUAAAGUCACAAAGGAUGGUGUGACCGUUGCUAAGAGCAUUGAAUUCAAGGAUAGAGUAAAGAAUGUUGGUGCGAGCCUUGUGAAGCAGGUUGCCAAUGCAACUAACGACACUGCUGGAGAUGGUACCACAUGUGCAACUGUUUUGACAAAAGCAAUAUUUACUGAGGGGUGCAAGUCUGUUGCGGCUGGAAUGAAUGCUAUGGAUUUAAGGCGUGGAAUCUCAAUGGCUGUUGAUGCUGUUGUGACCAAUCUGAAGGGCAUGGCCAGAAUGAUCAGCACUUCAGAAGAGAUUGCACAGGUGGGUACAAUAUCAGCAAACGGGGAAAGGGAAAUUGGUGAGCUUAUUGCCAAAGCUAUGGAGAAGGUUGGCAAAGAGGGUGUAAUCACCAUUGCGGAUGGUAACACCCUUUACAAUGAGCUUGAAGUUGUUGAGGGCAUGAAACUCGACAGAGGUUACAUCUCUCCGUACUUCAUUACCAACUCAAAAACCCAAAAAUGUGAACUGGAAGACCCAUUGAUUUUGAUUCAUGACAAGAAGGUUUCGAACAUGCACGCAGUGGUUAAAGUUUUAGAGAUGGCCCUUAAGAAGCAAAGGCCUCUACUGAUUGUCGCAGAAGAUGUGGAAAGUGAAGCAUUGGGCACUCUGAUUAUUAACAAGCUUCGUGCUGGCAUCAAGGUCUGCGCUGUCAAAGCUCCUGGUUUUGGUGAAAACAGGAAGGCGAACUUACAAGACCUUGCUAUCCUUACCGGAGGAGAAGUCAUAACCGAAGAACUUGGAAUGAACCUUGAGAAUUUUGAGCCUCACAUGUUGGGUACAUGCAAAAAGGUGACGGUCUCUAAGGAUGACACUGUUAUUCUUGAUGGAGCUGGAGACAAGAAGUCCAUUGAGGAGAGGGCAGAGCAGAUUAGAUCUGCAAUUGAGAAUAGCACUUCUGAUUAUGACAAGGAAAAGCUACAAGAGCGGUUGGCAAAGCUCUCUGGAGGUGUUGCUGUUCUAAAGAUUGGAGGAGCCAGCGAAGCAGAAGUUGGUGAGAAGAAGGAUAGAGUGACAGAUGCCUUGAACGCUACUAAGGCAGCUGUGGAAGAGGGCAUCGUGCCAGGUGGUGGUGUUGCUCUUCUCUAUGCAUCAAAGGAGCUUGAUAAAUUGCAGACUGCGAACUUUGAUCAGAAGAUUGGUGUACAGAUCAUUCAGAAUGCUCUGAAGACACCUGUGCACACUAUUGCUUCCAAUGCUGGUGUGGAGGGAGCAGUUGUGGUGGGCAAGCUUUUGGAGCAAGGGAACACUGACCUUGGUUAUGAUGCUGCUAAAGGUGAAUACGUCGACAUGGUGAAGGCUGGUAUCAUCGACCCACUUAAAGUGAUUAGAACUGCCCUGGUUGAUGCUGCUAGCGUGUCGUCCCUGAUGACCACCACGGAGUCCAUCAUUGUAGAGAUCCCCAAGGAGGAGACACCGGCGCCAGCAAUGGGCGGCAUGGGUGGGAUGGACUACUAAGGGCAUCACACCCACGGCAAUACACAUCAGAUCAACAUGAACUAGGAUUCUUUUUGCUCAGCGGUGCAAGUUCAUCUUUAGUGUAUUUUGGUGGUUGAUGAGGUGAUUGUCAGGCGAUACAAUUUUGAGUCUGCGUACGGAAGACCAGUUCCAAACGGAACCGGUGUGGGAAUAAUAAACUGUAGCUGUUGAGAGCUGGAGCGGUAGAUCAAAAUUCGAUUCUGACACCUUGUGCCGGACUUUCUAUACUGAAGCACUACAAGUUUUUUGGCGGUGGGUAAGGUUUC
Panicum virgatum (switchgrass) is the source of this 2180-nucleotide messenger RNA. Its product is annotated as chaperonin CPN60-2, mitochondrial-like. The transcript has 16 exons. Gene Ontology annotation, biological process: protein refolding. Gene Ontology annotation, molecular function: ATP binding; ATP-dependent protein folding chaperone. The coding region runs from base 163 to 1893 and encodes 576 amino acids. Lineage: Eukaryota; Viridiplantae; Streptophyta; Magnoliopsida; Poales; Poaceae. The record is from RefSeq and is a predicted model, not a curated record. Gene Ontology annotation, cellular component: mitochondrion; cytosol.